AACGAUUCAAUUACAUGUGGCAGCUCUCGUCGAGGUCCACUACCGGAGAGGACUCAGCAGCAUUUCUCAGCACAAUCUCCGAUUGUUGUGGAUUCCAUGGUGAGCAACAAUUAAUCAAGCCUUUAAUUAACUACAUAACAUGAGCAACCGAAGCAUACAGCAGGGAAGGCGGAGACUGUGAAGACCGAAGACUAACUACUGUGGGUGCUGUGUGAUAGCAACGCGAUGUGAUCUCAUCACCUUGUAGUGCGGGAGCCGAACGCGAUGGCAUCAAGAAUCCAAGGGAUGUCGCUCAAGAGCCGAUAAUGCUUUGCCUGAACGCUCACGAGGAGUCCUGAAGCAAACGAACGCUGGCCGUCUGCGUUCCCUCCGAUUCCUGCUUGGAUCACACACAUUACACCGCAUCGCACCGCUGGACGGCCGGCGCCGAGGCGAUGUGGGAGGACGUGCACGAGAGGAAGAGGACGGACACAGCGGGGUAUCGCAAGGUGCACGGAUUCGUGGAAUACAUGAAGAAGCAUCUACCAUUGGUGAAGUGGCUGUGGGUGGACACAUGCUGCAUCAAGCAGCAGAGCGACCGCGAGCUGUCGGCCGCGAUCAACUCGAUGUUUCAGUGGUAUCGCGACGCGGAGGUGUGCCUGGCAUAUCUGGAGGAUGUGUCUGUAGCAGGUGACAUGACCGCUUUCGAGCACAGUGUGUGGUUCCGGCGCGGGUGGACGCUGCAAGAACUGCUGGCGCCGGGCGUCGUGGUCUUCCUAUCGCGCCACUGGGGGAUAAUUGGGCACAAAGGGCACAAUAGUCGGGGCCGAAGCGGGAUGUCGAUGCAGACUGGGCCAGGGCUGGAAGACAUGAUUUCUACUAUAACGGCCAUUCCCAGAGAGAUUCUGCAUGAUUAUCGAGCAAGCUUAACGCCAAGCACCAGGGCGUGGCCACCCCCAGGGCGUGGCCACCAAUUUCCGUAUUAACCACAACAACAACUUCAACGCGUGAUGGCUCCAUCAAAACGCGUCCAAAUGAGCUCAAACGAAGGGAGUAUACUCCUUGCAAUAUCAGCUCUCAAAUCAGAUGCUAUUGACUCCGUGUCAGCCGCUGCAAAAAUGUACAAUAUCCCAAGAUCAACACUACGUCGCAGAUUGCAAGGAAUGCCUAGUAGAGAGGACUACAUGCCACAGAAUAGCAGUCUUACUCUGAUCGAGGAGGGCGUCCUUCUUAAGGACAUAUUGAAACAGGAUUCUCAAGGGCUAUCUCCUACCCUUGAUAUUAUACGAUCUAUGGCCAAUUCUAUCUGCAAACCCUAACCCCAAAACCUGAAGUUGGCCGGCAUUGGCCUAGCAGGUUCAUUCAGCGCAAUCCCUCGCUAAUAAUGAAAUCUGGAAGGACCUAUGAAUGCCAGAGAAGGC
Messenger RNA from Dissoconium aciculare CBS 342.82, 1400 nucleotides. RefSeq lists its product as uncharacterized. NCBI's taxonomy places the organism in Eukaryota, Fungi, Ascomycota, Dothideomycetes, Mycosphaerellales, Dissoconiaceae. The record is from RefSeq and is a predicted model, not a curated record. The transcript has a single exon. The coding region runs from base 435 to 965 and encodes 176 amino acids.